AUGGAAGAGAAAACUAAACUGGAACUGGAAUUUGAAUCAUCAGUGGUACGAGAAAAGGAUAUAUGCUGGGAAUACGCGGAGAAAUUAGAUGGUAACAAGGUGAGAUGCAAGUUUUGCUCCCGAGUUCUGAAUGGCGGCAUCAGCAGGUUGAAGCAUCAUCUCUCUCGCCUUCCGAGUAAAGGUGUUAAUCCAUGCGCCAAGGUUAGGGACGAUGUCACCGAUAGAGUCCGUUCCUUAUUGUCUGCCAAGGACGAUGCUAAAGAAUCCCCAAUCACCUUCAAGACCCCUCCUCCUCCUCCUCCUCCUCCUCCUCCUCCAGAAACUAAAGACGCAGUGUCUUCUGCUUCCAGGCUCUUUCCUAGUUUCCUUGUUCCGGCACCCUCCUCUUCCCCCAGUGCUCAUGAGAUCGCGGAGAGGAGCAUUUCUCUCUUCUUCUUUGAGAACAAGAUUGACUUUGGUGUUGCCCGCUCCUCCUCUUAUCACCAAAUGGCCGAUGCCAUUGCAAAGUGCUGUCCUGGAUUUGUCCCUCCUUCCGCCGCGUCUCUCAAGGCUGAGUUGCUGGACAGUCUCAAAUCAGAAAUCACUUUACAAUUGAAGCAUGUUGAAAAGGAGUGGCCCACCACGGGCUCUACUGUCGUCGCAGAGGCAUGGACAGACAACAAAUCUCGAGCACUUAUCAACUUCUUCGUCUCUUCACCUUCCAGAACCUCCUUUCUCAAGUCUGUGGACGCCUCCUCCUAUUUCAAGAACACCAAAUCCCUUGCUGAUUUGUUUGAUUCCAUCAUUCAAGAUAUUGGGCAAGAACAUAUAGUGCAAAUCAUUAUGGACAACAGCUUCAGCUACACAGGUGUCUCAAACCAUAUCUUGCAAAACUAUGGAAGCCUUUUCGUGUCCCCUUGUGCAUCUCAGUGUUUGAACAUGAUCCUAGAAGAUUUCUCCAAGGUAGACUGGGUCAACCAGUGUAUACUGCAAGCGCAGGUGAUAACUAGGUUCGUGUACAACAGUAGCUCCGUGCUAGAUUUGAUGAAGAAGGUAACUGGUGGGCAAGACAUAAUCAGGAGCGGCGUCUCAACAUCUGUCUCCAGUUUUCUAUCAUUACAGUCAAUGAUGAAGCAAAAAGCAAGGCUAAAACAAAUGUUUAAUAGCCCAGAGUAUUCUUCUACACAUGCCAAUAAACCACAGAGCAUGUCAUGCGUGGGUAUCCUCGAGGAUAAUGAUUUUUGGAGGGCUGUGGAAGAAAGUGUGGCUAUUUCUGAGCCUAUCCUCAAAGUGUUGAGGGAAGUUUCUGGCGGAAAGCCUGCCGUAGGAUGUAUAUACGAGUUAAUGUGGAGGGCCAAGGAGUCAAUACGGACAUAUUACAUCAUGGAUGAGAAUAAGCACAAGGUCUUUUCUGACAUCGUUGAUUCCAAGUGGUGUGACCAUUUGCAUUCACCUCUUCACGCAGCAGCUGCCUUCUUGAACCCCAGUAUUCAGUACAACCCCGAGAUCAAGUUCCUCGCUUCUUUGAAAGAAGAUUUUUUCAAGGUGUUGGAGAAACUUCUUCCCACUAGCGAUCUACGGCGUGACAUUACAAAUCAGAUAUUCACUUUCACUAGGGCCAAAGGAAUGUUCGGGUGUAAUCUGGCAAUGGAGGCGAGGGAAACAGUAUCGCCAGGUCUCUGGUGGGAGCAGUUUGGUGACUCAGCACCCGUGUUGCAGCGCGUGGCAAUCAGGAUCCUGAGUCAAGUUUGCAGCGGUUACAGCUUGGAACGCCAAUGGAGCACAUUCCAGCACAUGCACUGGGAAAGGCGAAACAAGAUUGAGAGAGAAACGCUCAACAACUUGGCGUACGUGAAUCAGAAUCUCAAGUUAGGGAGGGUGAUAACCUUGGAGACUGACCCCAUUGCCCUGGAGGACAUUGACAUGAUGUCAGAGUGGGUCGAAGAGCCAGAGAACCCCAGCCCUGCCCAGUGGCUCGACCGGUUUGGGUCCGCCCUUGAUGGUGGAGGAGACCACUUGAACACCAGGCAGUUUGGCGGUGCUAUUUUCGGUGCUAGUGACCAUAACAUCUUCGGCUUGUGA
Microthlaspi erraticum is the source of this 2061-nucleotide messenger RNA. The record is from the annotation of a GenBank genome assembly. NCBI's taxonomy places the organism in Eukaryota, Viridiplantae, Streptophyta, Magnoliopsida, Brassicales, Brassicaceae.